Chiloscyllium plagiosum (whitespotted bambooshark) is the source of this 1473-nucleotide messenger RNA. The record is from RefSeq and is a predicted model, not a curated record. NCBI's taxonomy places the organism in Eukaryota, Metazoa, Chordata, Chondrichthyes, Orectolobiformes, Hemiscylliidae.
UCUCUUUACAGUGAUUCUGCAGUGGCUGACUUGGUUGUCACAAUGGAGACGGAGUCCUCUGCCGGGAAAGACAUUGAGGCUGCUGCUGAAAGCACGGAGACCACUGAUGUCCAGCAACCGGGGGCACUGGAGGAAGAGACUGUUCGGCACCUUGGCGGAGUGGAGCUGCAAUGUGGCAUCUGCAUCAAGUGGUUCUCAGCAGAGACCUUUGGGCUCGAUACUACGUAUGUAACUCGGGCUGUGUGUGGGUCAGCGGGGUCAAUUCAGAUUUCAGCAUUCCUCUGGGCUGCAAGAGAAGGAGAUGCAGAUAUGACGCAUUUGAUUCUUGUGCCCUGACCUCAUGUGUGGUGCACUUCCAGGCCUAGUUUUUCCCCUCCUCCAAAAUCACCCUGGCCAUUUGUAACUGGGUGAGUAAAGUGAAAAUGUUUGCCUCAGCUGGACAGUCUGCUGCCAGGAGGAGAACUGAAAUGUAGGCAAGCCAAUGGAGACUUGAAUUAAACCUUGACCAGGCUGCUAUCAGGGGACUGUGCACACACCUGAUGUCUGUAUCACACACCGUGCUUUUCCAGCACCACACUCUCGACCCUGUAGCACACAAAAAGACACUGCAGGUGAUACAGAGGAGUAUGGUUCACAAGGAUGGUACUGGAGUUGAAAGGGUGUAGUUAACUAGAAGCACUGAACACCCUUCCCCUAUCUCUGCCUUAUGGACACAGACACACAGAUGAGUGAUUUGUUAGACUUUGUCUUUGAAUGGGUGUGAAAGAAUGGACCUGGAGUAAACAUUUCCAGUUGUGGGGAAGCUGACAGAGUCAUGAAAAAAUUCACUGGGAUAUUCCAGUUUCGCGAGUUUUUCUCUCAAGAUGGUGAGAAUGUGGCGUUCAGUGCCACAGGGAGUGUUUGAGUUGAAAAGUACAGGUCUGGUUGAGUUGGAAGCUGUGUAAACCACCAAAGAGGAAGCGAUGGCAGGGGAAGGUGAAGAGGUCUGAUGUGGAAUGGGCCUCAGGAGAUUCCUGUGGAGCACAGGUGUCAGCAUGAAAUACUUGGGCCGAAUGGCCUGUCUUUCUUUACACUUGGAAUUGUAAAGUGGAAAAGGAAAAUAGAGUUGGUGUGGGAAGGUGUCUCCAAACCCAUCCCCCCCCACCUCCACCAAACUCCUGAAAGAAACAAUCCGUAUCCUCCACCACUCUUCCGUUGCAAUCGGCUGGAAAGGAGGAUAGGGUGUCUUCAGAUGAUACUUGGGACCCCUGGCUUUGUUAAGGUUAGCUCAUGAUAUGACUAUCAUUGGCGAUCCAUCCCUGAUUACCUUGGAGAUGGUGUUGGUGAGUGACUGUCUUGAAUGCAACUUGUUGUCUCACAGGGCCAUUUCAAAGUCACAAGUCAACACAAAGUGCUUUGGAUCUGGAGUCACAAAUGGCCCAGAAGAGUAAGGAUGGUAGAUGUGUUGCUGGAAAAGCACAGCCGGUCAGGCAG